This is a messenger RNA of Recurvomyces mirabilis, 1155 nucleotides long. RefSeq lists its product as uncharacterized. The coding region runs from base 1 to 1155 and encodes 384 amino acids. Gene Ontology annotation, molecular function: catalytic activity; pyridoxal phosphate binding; molybdenum ion binding. The record is from RefSeq and is a predicted model, not a curated record. The transcript has 5 exons. Lineage: Eukaryota; Fungi; Ascomycota; Dothideomycetes; Mycosphaerellales; Teratosphaeriaceae.
AUGAAGAUACAACGCCUCUUCAUAUACCCUGUCAAAUCACUCAGACCAGUCGAAGUCGCAACGGCAGAGAUCACAAACGAAGGGCUACGCUUUGAUCGGCAAUACAUUCUGGUCAAGCCACCUACGGACAAACAACCACUCGCCGAGCACAUCACAAUCAAAUGGCGGUUCGAUCUCGGCCUCUUCCACACUGCAAUCGACCGGACAUGGUCAAAGUUGACCAUUACGCACACGCAGGCUCAAGAACAUGAAACACUGGUAGUGCCUCUAUCUCCCUCUCCACUGAGUCUACUGGACGCAAAGACUUUCGAGGUCAGCAUUUUCGGAACGAAAGCGCCUGGUAUCGACAUGGGCGAGGCUGCAUCGGCAUUCUUCAGUCAUCAUCUAGACAUGCCUGUCAAGCUUCUAUACAUUGGUGGCAACGGCCAACGAGAAAUUCCAGGCCGACCAUUCAUGGGACCGAAACAUGCACGCUCUCUUUCGAUUGCUGUUAAUGACAAACUACAGCCGCAGAGGAUCCGAUUUGCGGAUGCAGCACCAUUACUAAUCACAACGACAGCAUCGGAAGAAGAUGCGCGCCGCCGCCUCCCAGCUGCAGCUCGUGGUGAAGACGUGAUUGUCCGCUUUCGACCGAAUAUGCAUGUCGACGUCGGCACGGAGGCGGAAGCGUAUGAUGAGGAUGGGUGGGGUAUGCUUACCAUCCGUUCACAAGUCGACAAGCAACAAGAGGUCUCUGUGCGAUGUCUCUUUCGCACUGUAAGAUGUCUGUCAUUAAACGCGGACUUGGCUAAAGGGGGCAUGAUUGCCACGCCGAAACAGCUUUAUGGUCUGCUAGCGAAGGAUCGCAGGACGAAUGAAUACUUUCCGCAAAAACCAGUGUUCGGCCAGUAUGCCUGUGCCGGCCCCAGCGGUGCUGUGCUCCGGGUUGGAGAUGAAGUUGAGGUCACAGAUCGAGUCAGUCGAGCUAUCACACCUUCAAGUCCCGAAGUACUCAAUGGCACACUGGUGGGGGUUGGCAAGACCUUCCGUAAAAUGCAAGACGAUGUGGGAUUGCAGGAUCUGGACGACACCUCAGGGCCGGGAUGUUGGGUGCUGCUCUAUCUAUGGUCGGGUCAAGGCUUGAACAUCGCCGGCCUGAAAGCCGGUGGUAUGUGA